GGAGACGCGCCGUGCCCGGGGAGAAGGCGCUGGAGGCGGGGAGGUGAACAGCUCAGUCCUCGGUGGAUGAGACGGGCAUGGAGAUGCUGCGCCGCUCCUCUGUGUUCGCGGCCGAAGUGUUUGACCGCUCACCCACCGAUAAGGAGAUGGUGUCCCAAGCUAAAGCACUGUGCAGGGACUAUAUCCACUCCAGACUGAACCGUGCCGGGAUAGGCUGGUCUAAGCCUGAGCACGGACUGGCUGCAUCAGGUGGGACGCUUGGGGAGGUUUCGUCGGUGCUGCUCUGGCUGGGCGAUGAGUUGGAGUACCUUCGCCCCAACGUCUACCGCAAUGUGGCACGACAGCUCAACAUCACAGUGGCGUCGGAGAGCGUGGUGUCAGACGCUUUCUUGGCCGUGGCUGCAGAUAUUUUCUCCACAGGUGUGACAUGGGGAAAGGUGGUGUCUUUGUACGCUGUGGCAGGAGCCCUGGCAGUUGACUGUGUGCGUCACGGUCACCCAGCGAUGGUCCAUACCAUCGUCGACUGCAUGGGGGAGUUUGUCCGCAAGAGUCUGACCUCCUGGUUAAAAAGGAGAGGGGGCUGGGUGGAUGUAACUAAAUGCGUGGUGAACACUGACCCCAGCUUCCGAUCCCAUUGGCUGGUGUCUUCCGUCUGCGCGUUCGGACACUACCUGAAGGCCAUUGUGUUGUAUCUCCUCAGGGAGAAAUGAAAGACAAAAGUCGCACACUGGAUUAUGAGCUAUGAGCGAACUGACGAGCACCAUUUCAAAAACAAAAAGAAGAAAAGAAAAAAAAGAAGAGCAUCCACCACUUUGGAUUAUGUUUACACUCAUUUGCACUGAGCCUUCUUUGAUGAACACCCCCCUGCACAGAACUCCUUCUGCUUCCUCUGCAAGAUUCUAUUUAUUGUUAAUGGUUAUAUUAUGGCACACGUUUGAUGUGAAUUUUUAAAAUCACCCAUUGUAAAUGUUUUUAGCUUUAAUAUAUUUUUUUUAGUUUUCCACAUACAGCAGAAUGUCUCAUUUUGCUGCCUGGUUAGCAGUGGUUUGGCUGCCCCUAGUGGUUGAAAAUAAUCAUUAUUUUCACAUGUAAAUUAAGGAUAUUUCUUGGAGUCCUUAGAUUGUUCAUGAGGACUUGUUCUUGUGUCUCAGCCUUUCACAUGGUACAUGCUUGAUAAAUGCAGAAUACAAAAUAGUUUCUUCUUACGAAGAGACUGUACAAAAAUUAUUAGAGAAAAGGGGAGGGGUUUAUGAUUUGUUUUCUCUUUGCUAAAGGGAGGCUAGUCUUAGUUGUUUUUUCAGAGGAAAGAACUUUUUUUUAUUUUAGAUCUUCAGCUUUAUUUUCCCCAUCACAAUUAACUAAUCACUAGCCAUUUAGUGGCUGUAGUAAAUUCAGUAUUCAGCAUUUUUAUUAAAAAAUGAAAUAUUCACCAUUUUGUUAUAUUUGCCACAAUUCUGUUAACUGCUAAUUCCACAUAUUAGUAGCUAUUCAAAUAUGAUAAACUAGUUAGUUUGCAGAUUCAGCUUCACCAUCUUAAAUUCCUCCUGUUCUCUUAGUUAUUAAAGGUGAAACCAGUUCCACUCAUAUUAUUAGGAGAUAUCAGGGGGAAUGUUUUUUUUUCAGUCAUGGGGAAGGUUUAAAAGGAAAUAUUAAUGAUGCUAGGGAGGGUUUUGCAUUUUAGAUUAAUCAUUUCUCAGUCUGAUACUUUUUAUACAGUCCCUAAUAAGUCUCAUACAUUUCUAACUUUAAAAAAACAAGACCCUCUCCACCAUAAUUAAUAUUAAAAGUUUAAAAACUGUAAGAUUCUAAUGAGUCUGUUUGUUGAAUUAAACCUACAAGUACUACAAAUAUGAAUUUCAGAAAGCACGAUACACUUAAUGCAACUUUAACUUUGUGUAUUCAUUGUUCACUGUAAGGCAGUGUAUUAUAUUGCUGUAAUGUAAUAGCAGUAAUGCAAGUAAUUGUAUCUUUUCUCUGAGUUUGAGCACUUUGAUAGCAUUUCAAUCUAUAAGUAGAAUUUAUUCUAUGAAUAAUUUCACUUUUAUAUGGCAUGUAGCACUAGGAGUGCUAGAAAAUAUGCAAAUGUAAAAAGUCAUCUACAACAUAUGUUAAUAAGUCUUUAAUAAAUGGUUCUUAUAAUAAUAUAUCAAGUGUGCACUUAUAAAUGUUAAUAUGUUGUUAAUAAACUGAUUUUGCUCUGCAGCACUUCUCAAGAAGGUAAGUGUUCCAGUGGUAUUUCUUAUGAAUGAUGAAUUCAAGAGCUUU
Messenger RNA from Scomber japonicus (chub mackerel), 2265 nucleotides. It is a transcript of the gene boka, whose product is annotated as BCL2 family apoptosis regulator BOK a. Gene Ontology annotation, molecular function: protein homodimerization activity; protein heterodimerization activity. Bases 78 to 710 code for a protein of 210 amino acids. The transcript has 4 exons. NCBI's taxonomy places the organism in Eukaryota, Metazoa, Chordata, Actinopteri, Scombriformes, Scombridae. Gene Ontology annotation, biological process: regulation of apoptotic process; intrinsic apoptotic signaling pathway in response to DNA damage; extrinsic apoptotic signaling pathway in absence of ligand. Gene Ontology annotation, cellular component: mitochondrial outer membrane. The record is from RefSeq and is a predicted model, not a curated record.